AUGACUUCUAUCUGUCACUACCUCGCAUCUGUCCUCAUCCUUCAUCUCGUCCAAUUGGUUUCGCCGCAAGGUAUAACCGUGCAAGAUGACUGGGUGCUGCCUGCUCGCCCCGACAAGGCUGAGUAUUUCCUCAAUGGCGACAAAAUCACCAUCGAAUGGACAAGCGACCUCUGGACAUGGUUCUUCGACUACGCUCCCGACGUUGAUCCUACCGCAUGCGAUCUCUGGGUAACGGGAUGGGAGCUGCAUCAGUAUGAAAACAAGAUAGCCCCUCGAGUCAACGUGCAGGCCCGCACUUCGAUAGACUGGGUCAUCGACAUCCCGCCCGCCGAAUUGAACGCCACCGAGUGGUGGGUUUUUCGCUUCGCAGCUCUAGGGGCCAGCACCACACUGGAGGGUCUCCAGGUUUCGAGCCCCGGAUUCGGUGUUCGAGAGAAACAGCAACCUCCACCACCGACUUCGUCCACCGAGCAAAGCUCAUCGACCACGACAGCCUCGGCGACCCCAUCCUCUGUUUCAAUAUCAGAGGCCACAGAAGCAGGGAGUACUGGCGAAAGCAGCACUGGCGAAAGCAGAGACAGCAUCAGCUCCUCGUCUGAUGGUGAUGGUCUCUCGACGGGUGCAAAAGCGGGCAUUGGUAUCGGCGCCACGGUCGCUGGGCUGUCGCUUCUCGCGGCUGGCUGGCUCUUCGGCAGAAAGAAGCGGGGAGGCAAGCCCCCAGUCGAUAUGUUGGAGGUAUCAACGGAGCCACCAAAACCACCGCCCAUGGCUGCUCACGAUAAUAGAUACUGGGGUUAUGGUCAGCCGCCGCAUUAUAUGGCCGUUGCAAACCCGAUAAAUCCAUCGUAUGCGGAGCUAGAAACACCGGACCAGCCCAGGCUCUCAGAAUUAGAUGGCCAUAGAUAG
This is a messenger RNA of Cyphellophora europaea CBS 101466, 906 nucleotides long. RefSeq lists its product as uncharacterized. NCBI's taxonomy places the organism in Eukaryota, Fungi, Ascomycota, Eurotiomycetes, Chaetothyriales, Cyphellophoraceae. The record is from RefSeq and is a predicted model, not a curated record. The transcript is spliced from 2 exons. Bases 1 to 906 code for a protein of 301 amino acids.